AUGUCAAUUCCUGAAGAGAGUGUGGAGACCACUGAACAACCGGACGUAGUUAUGGCUGAUGCUCUAGUAGUAAAUGAUCAAGAUGAUGGAUCGGAUUCGGGCGAGUACGUGGAAUAUUGGAUUGAUUUGUUUCUUGGGAAAAAAGGCCAUGAAUAUUUCUGUGACAUUGAUACGGAAUACAUCACGGAUAGGUUCAAUCUAAUCAAUUUACAAAAGACAGUAUCUAAGUUUACCACUGUGGUACAAUAUAUGGUGGAUGAUCUUGAAGAAGGCAUCAUCGAGAGCAUGUCACCAGCACGUUUAGAACAAUUGGAAACGGAUACAAGGAAGCUGUACGGAUUGAUCCAUGCACGUUACAUUAUCACGGCGAAAGGUUUACAGAAGAUGCUACAGAAAUACAAAGCGGCCGAUUUUGGAAGGUGCCCCAGGUAUCAUUGUAACCAUCAACCGCUACUUCCUGUUGGACUACAUGACAUACCGGGCAUUGACUGUGUGAAACUAUAUUGUCCAAGUUGUGAAGAUCUUUACAAUCCAAAGUCAAGCAGACAUAGUGCCAUUGACGGAGCGUAUUUCGGUACCAGCUUUCCCGGAAUGUUCUUGCAAGGAUUCCCCGAGAUGUGUCCGAAACACCCAACGAAAAGAUACGUUCCAAAAGUGUUUGGGUUCGAUUUACACAAACAAGCACAGUUGACCCGUUGGCAAGAGCUACAGAGGCUCAAGCUGGAAAAGCUUUUAAUCACGAAAGGCAUAAACCUGAACGAAAGUGGAGGAUACCAGUUCUAA
Kluyveromyces lactis is the source of this 783-nucleotide messenger RNA. It is a transcript of the gene CKB2, whose product is annotated as casein kinase 2 regulatory subunit CKB2. The transcript has a single exon. Gene Ontology annotation, cellular component: protein kinase CK2 complex; cytoplasm. Bases 1 to 783 code for a protein of 260 amino acids. The record is from RefSeq and is a predicted model, not a curated record. Gene Ontology annotation, molecular function: protein kinase regulator activity. NCBI's taxonomy places the organism in Eukaryota, Fungi, Ascomycota, Saccharomycetes, Saccharomycetales, Saccharomycetaceae.